Molecule: messenger RNA, 4053 nt
Organism: Colletotrichum destructivum
Lineage: Eukaryota; Fungi; Ascomycota; Sordariomycetes; Glomerellales; Glomerellaceae
Product: Putative glycoside hydrolase family 63, six-hairpin glycosidase superfamily
Exons: 7
Coding region: 733-3816 (1027 amino acids)
Biological process (GO): oligosaccharide metabolic process; protein N-linked glycosylation
Molecular function (GO): Glc3Man9GlcNAc2 oligosaccharide glucosidase activity
Source: RefSeq, a predicted model, not a curated record
CCUAAGAGAGGAGAGGUACUCUUCCUAUCAGCUAUGCAUCCAUCUACCUACCUAUCUGCCUACCUUUUUCCUUGGUUGGCCGCUAGCGCUUGCUGCUGCCAGGUACCUACCUACCUAUUACUUACUGUCUUCAGCUGGCGCCGCCAUUCCAUUUGCGGACCAGAGCUCCCGUCGUCGCCCGUCCUUCCCAGUAGCUGGGUUUCUUUUGCUCAUCGCACAGUGAGGCACAUUGGUAGCAGCCGCAUGCUUCUUCCUCUGUGACUUUUCUUUUCUUUCUCUCUCUCUCUCUCUCUCUUUCUCGCUCUCUCUCCUCUCUCCAAAUACAACCAACCGCCUACUGACUUGACCUUCUUACGCCACCUUGCAUUCCGCGUCGCCGACUUCCUCCACUGCUGAGCUGCUAGCUCAACGUCACAGGUGUGAAGCUGACCGCCUGGAAGACAUCGUGAUACGUGACGUGCCCUGCCGAGCUGUUUUCAGUAGCAUUGCUGGGGUGUGUGGUUCUUACUAAAGGUCACCUCCGUCCCGAUCCCGCAACUGGUUACGGAGCAGAACCUUCGCCCUCUCUUAUCGGCACAGCCCACAAACCUCUCUUCGCAACCCCCUCAAAUUCUUCUUCACUUGUUGCGCUUGUCGUGACGGUCGUGCUGCCGCCAGUCACCUCUCCUGUGCUCUCCGCAGCGUGCCAUCUCGACCACCCGUGCCGUCGCAGCUGCCGUCACCAACACCAUCAUGGUUGUCUUUGACGGUCACGAAUACCUCACCGAGGAGGAGAAGCGCCUUAGGGAAGACAGGAAACGCGAGAAGUACUGGAAGAAAUGGGGUCCCUAUGUCGCUGAGCGCCAAUGGGCCACCGUGCGAGAGGACUACAGUCCCGACGGAGACGCGUGGAGUCACUUUACCCACGACGACGCACGAUCCCGAGCCUACAGAUGGGGUGAGGAUGGAAUUGCAGGCGUUUCUGACACCCAUGGCCUCCAGAACCUUGGCUUUGCGUUCUGGAACGAGGAAGAUGACUUCCUUAAGGAAAGAUUGUUUGGUCUUUCGAACCCGCAGGGCAACCACGGCGAGAGUAUCAAGGAAGCCCACUUCCACGUCGACAACACACCCCACUCCUACAUGAAGUUCCUGUACAAAUACCCGCAAAAGAAGUUCCCCUACAAGGACCUCCUGGACGAAAACGCAAGGAGAGGCAAGGAGGACAAGGAGUACCAGAUUGUUGACACAGGCAUCUUUGAAGAAGACCGCUACUGGGAUAUUUUUAUCGAGACGGCAAAGGAGACGGACGACCCCGAGGAGAUCCUAUUCCGGGUCACCGCCUGGAACAGAGGCCCCGAUCCGGCACCGCUCCAUAUCGUGCCGCACAUGUGGUUCCGCAACACGUGGGCCUGGGGCCGCGAAUCCGAGGACAAGAAGCCAUCCAUUGAGAGCGUCUCUGAAGGCCUGGCCAAGUCCAAGCACCACUCACUUGGAGACCGGUACUUCCUUAUGUCGCCCUCGCCCGGCGUCGGUUCCAGCGGCGAGGACGUUAUCCCCAAGAUGCUCUUCACUGACAACGACACCAACUACGAGCUGUUGUACGAGCAGAAGAACAAGACUCCCUACGUCAAGGAUGCCUUCCACCGCCACAUCUGCGAGGGCGAGAAGGGCGCUGUCAACCCCGAGCAGAAGGGCACCAAGUGCGCCGCCUGGUUCAACUUCAACGAAGAUGGCGGUGUCCCUCCCGGCGAGUGCGCCGUUGUCCGUUUCCGCUUUUCCAAGAAGAACCAGACCUACUUUGACGAAGGCGAAUUCGAUGACCUGAUCGACCUCAGAAUUGCCGAAGCCGACGACUUCUACUACCGUCUCAGCCCUCUUCCCAUGGCUGACGACCUCCGCAAUAUCCAGCGCCAGGCCUUCUCCGGCAUGAUGUGGACGAAGCAGCACUACCUCUUUAUCUGGGACCAGUGGGCGAAUGGCGACCCAACGCAGCCGCCUCCGCCCCCUAGUCGAAAGGACAUUCGCAACUCCCAGUGGAAGCACAUGCACUGCGAUGACAUCCUGUCCAUGCCCGAUUCCUGGGAGUACCCCUUCUUCGCCGCGUGGGACAGUGCGUUCCACUGCAUCACACUUGCAAUGAUGGACCCGGACUUUGCGAAGAAGCAGCUCGAUCUCUUCACAAGAGAGUGGUACUGCCACCCCAACGGCCAGUUGCCAGCAUACGAAUGGAACUUUGGUGACGUGAACCCACCUGUGCACGCUUGGGCCACGUUUCGCGUCUUCAAGAUUGAGCGCAAGCUUUACGGACGCCAGGAUCUUGACUUCCUCGAGAGAGUGUUCCAGAAGCUGCUGCUGAACUUCACUUGGUGGGUUAACCGCAAAGACGCCGAGGGCAAGAACGUGUUCGAGGGAGGAUUUCUCGGUCUCGACAACAUUGGCCUCUUCAACCGCUCUGAGCCUCUUCCUACCGGUGGCUCUUUAGAGCAGGCUGACAGCACUGGCUGGAUGGCCUUCUACUGCCUCAGCAUGCUCAACAUUGCGCUUGAACUCGCGAAGCACCGACGGACGUACGAGGACAUCGCGUCCAAGUUCUUCGAGCACUUCAUCUUCAUCAGCGACGCCAUGACCUUCAGGACAGGCCAGAAGGACGAGAAGUCUCUGUGGAACGAUGAGGAUGGCUUUUACUACGAUGCCAUCUCGUGGGGAGGUCCUUGGAUUCAACAGCUUCCGGUCCGGUCGCUCGUCGGCUUGAUUCCGCUCUACGCAACACUUACCCUUGAGCCUGAGCUAAUUAACAAGCUGCCGUCGUUCAAGAAGCGGGUUGACUGGUUUAUGGAGAACCGCUGUGACUUGGCGGAGAGGAACAUGGCCAGCAUCGCCAAGCGUGGCAAGGGCAACAGAAUCCUGCUGUCGAUCGUCAGCAAAGACAGACUGGAGAAGAUUCUCUAUCGCAUGCUUGACGAGGAGGAGUUCUUCAGCGAGCAUGGUAUUCGGUCCUUGUCCAAGUAUCACAAGGAGAACCCGUUUUCGAUGGAGGUCAACGGGCAGACGUUCUCUGUCGGCUAUGUCCCUGGCGAUUCCGACAGCGGCCUGUUUGGCGGCAACAGCAACUGGCGAGGCCCCAUCUGGCUGUGUGUCAACUUCCUCCUGGUCGAGUCUCUUCAAAGGUUCUUCCUCUUUUACGGUCACGAGUUCCAGGUUGAGUGUCCCACCGGAAGCGGCGAUUACAUGCAUCUGGGCCACGUUUCCGAGGAGAUUCAGCACCGUCUGCAGCAUCUGAUGACACGCAACGACGAGGGCCGCCGCAGCAUCAACGCCGGCAAUGACCUGCUCGACUUCGACCCCUACUGGAAGGACUACCUCUGGUUCUACGAGUUUUUCGACGGCGACAGCGGUCGCGGACUUGGCGCUACGCAUCAGUGUGGUUGGACCGGUCUGAUGGCACGAAUGAUCCACGAUACCGGUAUCAACUGUCGUCUUCCUCACACACCCCGUACUCCCUCGGCGGGAAUGUCGCACUACUUUGAUGACAUCUUUGCUCGCGGCACUGAACGUCGCGGCUCUAUGACCCCGGGCCCCGGUGGCAAGCCUCGGAUGCGGAGAUCUUCUACAGCAAGGUCCAUUGGUGCGAGGAGCGACUUUGAUGAAACCAAUGGCGAUGACUCGCUUAGUAACUCGGCCACGUUGGAUGAUCCUGAGAAGCUUCGCCAGCGAAUGAGGGAGAAGUCGGAUGCAGACGCACACAUGCACCGAUACAUCUCGGACCAGCUCGAGCGUUUCAAGGAAGAUAAGGAGCAUGUGAACGGGCAAGACAACGAGUAUGAGGCUGGUGCCUAGAUUUUCGUUACAGUAAUGGUCAAAUACAGUGUCGGACUGGGGGAAGGCUGAUGCUCUUGUUCCAAAGCGGACGGCCUGGCGGACGUCAAUCAGUGGUGCUAGAGGGUAUUCAUGGGUUGUUUUCCUUGCGUUUGAAUGAUAAAAACCUUCCACUAGUGCACAUAGAGCCAUAUACAGGACUGUUAGACUGCAAAGGUAGACUCGCCCAGAUUUAAUAUACGUAGAAUGGGGUUCAAA